GUUAUACAGAAUGGGAAGAAGCCCAUCAUGCAGUUCAGAUGGUUUGAAGAAAGGAGCCUGGACUCCUGAAGAAGACCACAAGCUCAUUUCUUACGUUCAGAAACAAGGCGAAGGUGGGUGGCGUUCCCUGCCACAGAAAGCUGGUCUUGAAAGAUGUGGGAAGAGCUGUAGAUUUAGAUGGAUAAAUUAUCUAAAACCUGGAAUUAGGAGAGGAGACUUCACGCCUCACGAAGAUCAAACCAUUAUUAAACUUCAUGCUCAAUUAGGCAACAGGUGGGCAACAAUAGCCAAGCACUUUCCAGGGAGAACAGAUCACGAAAUUAAAAACCAUUGGAACGCUCAUCUCAAGAAGCACUUACCUAAAACACGUAUAGAUCCGACGACAACAAGCGGCAGAAACUCCAGGGGUAACACCGUCACUGCCGCCGGUCCCAAGAGAGACACAGAAUGUGCAAAACCACAACCAUCCGAACCCAAAACGCAACGCUCAGCUUCGGCAGUGCUACUCAAUAAGUUAGCCACUAGGGUCAACCCAUGUGUCGGCCCUCUACGACCUCCUCAAACUCUACAAUCAAUGCCAUUCCAACCCUUUUCAAGUUGUACGGUACCACCAUCAUCAGAUAAUAAUUUCAUUGAUAUGCUCACAAAACCGGAAUCUGAAAAAGCCAUUGAUGAAGGUGUUUUAAACGACAUUAUGGUUUCCGAAUUUUCUCCAUACACUUGCGUCGAUGUGCUUAAUGAUUGGCAAAACAACAACGAAAGCGUUAUAACAGGAGAAAUCCAAGUUGAUAAUCAUAGAGAUUCUACAACUGUUAACUACCAUGAAAGACUUUGGGAUGACGAUGUGAUUGAUGAUCAUAUGAGCUUUGAUACGGUGGGAUCUCUGGGAUUUUAUGACUCUGAUCACCUAUUUACUUCAAGAGAUGAUAGUCCUUGA
Molecule: messenger RNA, 937 nt
Organism: Hibiscus syriacus
Lineage: Eukaryota; Viridiplantae; Streptophyta; Magnoliopsida; Malvales; Malvaceae
Product: transcription factor MYB10-like
Exons: 3
Coding region: 11-937 (308 amino acids)
Source: RefSeq, a predicted model, not a curated record